Molecule: messenger RNA, 7824 nt
Organism: Didymodactylos carnosus
Lineage: Eukaryota; Metazoa; Rotifera; Eurotatoria; Philodinida; Philodinidae
Source: the annotation of a GenBank genome assembly
AUGGUAAUACGUUUUAUAUCUCAAAUUGAAGAUUCACAAAUUGACUGGGAUUAUAGUUCAGAAUUAUUGACAUUUUAUCUUUUAAUAUACAUUUUUAUCGGAUUGCACAAUAUAUCAAUGGGACAAUUAUCAGAAUUAUUAACAGAAACACCAAAUAUUUCAUCGUUAACAGUUCAAUCUUCAAAUUGUUUUAUAUCGGGUGUCCCAGAAGAUUUAAAUAAACAGAAUUCUUCAUCUAAAAAUAAUUCAGAAUUUGAAUUGAAACAAACACCGGUACAUAAAAAUCGUGACGAUUAUGUUCACGAUAAUUUAUCGAAAAAUCAUCGACCAUCAUUAUCAUUAUCGAAUACUCCAUCGUUACAUACGAAUAAAUCUAUGUCAGUUUUAGAAGCUGAAACAAUGGCAUCAAUAAAAACAUCAGAAAAACGUUUAAAUAAAAUGAGUCUUUCAAUUUUAUCCGGUUUUAUCAAUUUUUUAUUGCCACUAGCAUUACUUACUGGAGCUAUAUUUCGAUUUAGCAUCGUAUCUGUCUUAUAUGGUUUUCUUCUACUCGUCUUGCCAUGGUUAGGACCGUUAACGGAAUCGACAAUAAGAGUUCGUUAUCGUUUAUUUAUAAUUAUUAUUUUCUUAGUUAGUUUAUUAAUGAUAAUUGCUCAAAUAUCAUUUCAGUCCGUAUUAUUAGCCAACAAACCAUAUGGACACACAUUGAAAACUUGCUCAGAGAUAGUGCAAAUUUUACGUUUAUUUGGUCUAGAACGAUUGGACAAUUCAAAUGCUAUUCGUAUUCUAAGACUUAUAUUUCCUGAUAUAAUUAUAUUUGCUAUUUCGAUCGUUUGUUUGACUAUAAGUCGUCGUAUACUAAUAUCUGCUCAACGUAAUCGUACAACAACAAAUGAAACGUUACUUCUUUCUUCUACGACAACCGCCACUUCAUCAACAUCUACUACAACAUCUUCAAAACAAAAACAGUCACUAGGAACAAAAUGGCCACGUUUAUUAUCAGUUUUACAGCGUAUACGUUUAUUCAUACAAUUUAUUCUUGUUGGUUUUGCUGCUAUUAUUUAUCCAUCAAUAUUUAAUUCAGUGUAUUUUCUAUUUUUUCUUUCACUUGCUACAUUAUGGGCUUGUUCAAUUAAAUUUGGAAGAAAAUAUGCAAUUUUUAGAGGUUUAUUAUUAAUAUAUGCCGGUGUACAUUUAUUAGUCUAUUAUCUUUAUCAAUUCGGAUUUUUUCAAGAAAUUUUUCCACAAAAGACAUUAUGGACAAAUAUAACGGGUUUUACGGCAUUAGUCACAAGCAAUUGUUCAACUAAUGAACCUCAUUUACAAUAUGAUCUACCAUGGUCCGAUUAUGUUAACCCUGCUGUUGUACUAUUACUCUACUUUUAUUACGCAUUUGAGACGUCAAGAACAAUUUUUAAACGGCGUUUAGUCAUUAGUGAAUAUCAUUCACAUUCUCCGGAUUUCGAAGAACAACGAAGAAGUCCAAUAGCAACAGAAGCCGUAGUUGUUGAUAAUAGUCCUUCUAAUGACGCACCACCGUUGCAACAUCAUCGCCUAUCUCGAACAUGGAGUGCCGAACAUCAUGAUGAUCAAACAUGGCAAGGGCGAAUGAUCUAUAUCAUUAUAUCCAUUUUACGUGUACUCGAAAAACAAAGUUAUUUAUUAUCAUUAAUAGCCAUGCUGGCGUGGAGUAUAACCUAUCAUAGUCUAUUAACAUUAGUAUUUUUAUUAUGGGCAUGUUUCAUUUGGAUAUUACCUCGAUCACGCGUAUGGUGUUUACGAUUAUCACCAUUUUUUACAUUCUAUGGUACUGGAUUAUUAAUUUUACAAUAUUUAUCCGGUUUCAAAAUAAGUUAUCAACAAUUAAACUUUGGUCUUAAUCAAUCAUUCAUGGAACAAAUUGGCAUUCGAAUAAAUGAGUUUCAACCAGCAUUUAUUCCAUUACUUGUCAAAUCGUUUUACAUGGUAUUUUUUUGGUUAACAUUACGACAAUUCAUAUCAGAAAUUAGAAAUUCAAGAACAUUAUCAGAACACGAUACUGGUCAAGGACAAAUUCGUUUAUCAAGCGAAUCAAGUACACGUUCUUAUCCCCGACGACUAGGACGUUGGAUUGUCAAUAUAAUGACAAAAUAUUGGAUAUUUAUCUCGUGUGGCAUGCUGUUAUUAAUGAGUAUUCAACAGACGGUUGUUGCCUACAGAAUUAUUUAUAUGAUGUUCUAUCUAUUUUUCAUAUUAUCUUUCCAAAUUUCUUUUGGUUUUUGGCGGCGUACAACGGCUGUUUUUCAUCUUGUCAUUAUCGUGUAUUCAAUGAUAGUUUUAAUCGUUAUUUAUAUUUAUCAGUUCAAAGCAGUUUAUGAUUGGUUACAGAAUCGAAUAGAUAAAGUGUGGUUGUUAUCGGUGGGUUUAGAAGAUUUAGGCACAGAUGCAUUAGCUGUUAAAUUAUUAACGCCAAGCACAUUUCUUGUUGUGAAUAUUUUACAAUUAUAUUACUUCCAUUCGGGUUGGAUGGCCAUGAUUACAAUAAAAAGUGAUAAAAAUAUUCAAGGUCCAGCAACAGCCACAUUACAAGAUAUUCAUAAAUAUGCUAAAGAAAAUGUUAAAAAUAGUGAAUAUCGUCAAUCAGAAUCAAUAUUAAAAACAAAAGCAACAAAUUGGCAAGAAAGUCUAUAUAAAUUAUAUUUUCGUUUAAAUCGUAUUUAUAAAAAAGUAACAUAUUAUGCGUGGAGAUUUGCUGAAAUACAUAUGUACAAAUUCGUUUUAUUCGCUAUGAUUCUCGUUGCUACAUUAAACGUAUCAGCAUUUAAUGUUGUUUUGAUCAUAUUGGCAACAAUUGGCUUAGCUCUUUUUCGUUUACGACCAUUAAUCAAUUUAUUAACAUUAAUUGCCACUGGUUUAUACAUUGUUGUAUCAAUGGGUUAUCAAUUAGAAGUAGUAAAACAAGAAUUUAUUCAAAAAGAUGUUUUUAUUCACAAUUGUACACCUUCAUUUUUGAAUAUAACUGACAAUGGAUAUUUGCCCAAUGAUACAGCAAAAUGGUUUGGCUUUGAACUGACACCACGUAUUGACCGAUAUAUCGGACUUUAUAUAUUUUUAACAUUAGUAUUGACAUUUGAUGCCAUAUCACGAUAUCGUCAACGUCAUCGUCGAAUGGAAUUAUCUCACAAAUUUAAUGUACAUUUGAUUGAAAAUAAAUAUUCCAUUUUAUUUGAACCGUUUUGUUUAAAAAAUACGGAAGAUGACUCAUAUGAAUAUGAUAUUGUUGAUUAUAAACGAGCUGACGACGGAAUUGUACCAUUUUUAAAAUAUUUUUCAAAUUUUCUUUUCUAUCGUUUUGGAAUAGAGAUUUGUAAUGUAAUGACUGUUAUUGUAAUUGCUGUUAGACUAGAUGUAAUGGCUGUUUUGUAUGCCAUAUGGCUGGGUUUAUUUCUGAUGUCAAAACGACGAGCUCUCAUAAAAAUAUGGCCAAUCUAUUUAUUAUUUUUACUCAUUGUAUUUCCAGUGCAAUAUAUGAUUGUCGUUGGUCCACCACCAUUUCUUUGUUUUCGAUAUUGGUGGUCACAUGUAUCAUUUGAUGGGUGGCCACAAUUAAAACGUUGGCUCUAUUUGCCAGACUAUGUUAAUCCUCCAAGUGCUCAACAGCUAAUUGCCGAUUUUUUUCAAUUAUUAUGUGCUAGUCAACAGUGGCGUGUAUUUGUCCAUGAAAAUAAUGAAAAAGAUAGUGUGUUCACAGAUGCAGGUGGUUCAAAUCGUGAGAUUAUCUAUGAUAAAGAUUUAUACGUAGAUAAUCCAGCAUGGGACUAUGUGAUGAAAAAACGACACUGGCUUGAUCAACUUAAAUAUAUCGUAUUCAUGUACGGAUGUUGGACAGUGUUGGCUAUUGCUUAUUUGGCUGGAACAACACGUAUUAGUCUAUUAGGUUUAGGUUAUUUAAUCUCAUGUUUCUAUUUUCUAUGGUAUGGACAAGAAUUUUUAACAAAACCAAUUCUCAAACUAAUAAAAAUGUGGAACUAUUUAAUCUAUUAUUGUUUUGCUGUUAUUUUUGUCAAAGCCUGUCUGCAGGUCGUAGCGUGUGUCGGUUUUGUUAGCACACAAUGUUGGGUUAUACAAAUAUUUGCCAUAACAUGUUUAAAAUCAGGCGCACAGUUGUUCAAUGAUUAUUCCGAACUAGGUUUAUUAUUCGUGGUCGUUUGUAUAUUUUUGUACAAAUCAAUUGCUUGUGGUGCUAUAGAAUCUGCUUUUUUUUGUGCAUUUAUCGAUCUAUUUGUUCCUUGUUUAAAACAAGAAUAUAUACCACAAAACAAUAAUUGUAAUACUGAUAUUAAUCAGCCGUGUGAUCGAAGUGCUGGUGAUGCAAGUUUAUUCAUGGAUGGAUUUUGUUUAAUAUUUCUUCUGUUACAAAAACGGAUAUUUAGUAGUUAUUAUUGGGAACAUAUCGUUACCGAAUUACGUUCACAAGCAAAAUUAGCUAGUCAAGGAGCUGUUCUAUUUAAUAUGAUAACUAAAAAACGUAUAGACGAAGAUAUUGAACGUGAAAAUGAAACGGUACGAAAAAUAAAAUGUAGUCUCGAACGUAUCAAAGCACAACAACAAAAAUUAAAUCAAACCGGUGGACUACCGGACGAAUCAUCCGAACAUUAUGAAGCAAUUCGUUCGGGUGAUUAUUACAUGUUUGACUAUGAAUCGGAUGAAAUCGUAGAUGAAAGUAAAAAGGAUGAUGCUACAGCUGCUCAAGAACAAAUUUUAGAAGUAUUAACGUCGGAUAAUGAUACUGACUUGCAAACAACAUCCUUAGAAGAUAAUUUACAACCUAAUCAAACGCUCACGACAUCGUCUAUUGAGGAAGGAGAAGUACCAAUGCCGAUACAACGAAAAAAAUCAAGAGGUUCUGUAAUGAAACCGAUAUUUAAAAAAAUUAAAAGUAUAACGAAAAUAAUCGUCGAUUACUGGAUUAAUUUAUUUAAUCAUUAUUCACAAGAUUAUCGUCAAGUAUCUCGAAAAUUAGCUGAAAUGAAAUCAAGAGAUAAAGUGGUUCGACAGAGUAUCAUUGAACAAGAUAAACAACAAUCUCGAAUAACAACUUCAGAAGGAGCUCCAGUUAUUGAUUUGGAUCCUCUUGCUGGUGGUGAUAAUAAUUUGAUUGUUCAACCAAAAGUUCAAACAACGGUCCAAGUUGAAAAUGAUGAUGUACUGGCAAAUCGUUCUCGAUUCUAUCGUUUAUUAGAUUCUAUAUUUUACAUGUUAAUGUCUCGUUCUGAAUUAUUAUGUUAUUCAUUUAUGGUCAUAAAUCAUUUAACAUCUGGUGCUUUAUUAUCAAUGCCCUUACCAUUGUCUAUUUUUCUAUGGGCAAUGCUUUCAUCACGUCCAUCUCGAAAUUAUUGGAUUACAGUUUUGACUUAUACUGAAGCAAUGAUUGUUAUUAAAUAUAUAUUUCAAUUUCGAUUUUAUCCAUGGAAUGUCAAAGGUUUUGAAGAACAACGGCCACUAGCUCCUGUGAAUAUUAUUGGCAUUGAUCGAAAAGGAGAUGCGGCAUCUGUUGCUGAUUUAUUUCUGUUAUUAUCGUUGUUUUUACAUCGAUCAAUAUUGAAGCAAAUGGGUUUAUGGAAAGCCGAUCAUCAACUGCCAGAAUUACCGACAACAGCACCGGUGAAAACUGUACAAACAAUUUCAAAUAGUUCCGAAGAUAUUGCUCAAACUGAGCCAGUAGUCAAAUAUGAGCAAAGAGUGAAAAAACGAAUGAGAAAAUAUGUUCAUAGGUUAAAGCAAACCUAUUUUAUGAAGCCGAUUAUAACGUUUUAUCGUCGUUUAAAACAAACAUUAUUUGUACGAGAUGUUUAUGCACCAAUGUUCUUUUGUGAUUUUUUGAAUAUGCUUGUAAUCAUUAUUUGGUAUAGUCAAUUCGGAGAACGUGCUGGCGGUAAUGUUGUUCAAACAAUUAAAGAAAAUAAAGUUCCUGUUGCUUUUCUGGCCAUAUUAUUAAUUCAAUUUAUUUUAAUUAUUAUUGAUCGUGCUCUCUAUAUUAGACGUAAUGUUCGAGGAAAAUUCAUUUUUCAAAUUCUUCAAAUUAUUGGUGUACAUGCAUGGCUAUUUUUUAUAUUACCGGGCAUAACAAGAGUUAAAUUUCGUAAUAAUGGUGCCGCACAGUUAUGGUAUUUAUUAAAAUGUAUUUAUUUUGGCUAUUCGUCUAUACAAGUACGAUGUGGUUAUCCAAAACGAAUUGCUGGAAAUUUUCUAAUGAAACGUUUUAAUUAUAUUAAUCAAAUAUUGUAUAGAGGAUAUUUACUUGUACCAUUUUUACUUGAAUUACGAACAAUUAUGGAUUGGAUGUUUACAGAUACAUCACUAGGUUUAUCAAGUUGGCUACAAUUAGAAGAUAUCUAUUCAAAUAUGUAUCUCUUAAAAUGUGCAAGAUGGGCAGAAACGAAAUAUCCGACACCUCGUGGUCAAACUCGCCCAAAAUUAACAAAGUAUGGUGUUGGUGGUUCUCUGUUGGCUCUGUUAAUCUUGCUCAUUUGGUUUCCGCUGUUAUUCUUCUCUUUUACAUCGUCAUUUUAUCAGAAAAAUCCACCGGUUGAAGUGACAGUUGAAAUUAAAUUAGGAGGAUAUUUGCCAAUUUAUCGUAUGACAGCUCAAAAUGGUGACAUAUCUCCAUUUAUAGCAGCGGAUUACAAUGAAUUAAGAACGAAAAUUGGACAACCUGCCAAUACUGAAGAUGCUGCCGCAUUUAUUCGCGAUUUCAAUUCUGAUGAUAUAACAUGUGUUAAUAUGUUGGCUAAAUCAACAGAAAUAUGGCAAAUAAGUCAACCGAUACGAGAUAUUUUAAUCACUGAUUUAAGUCAAAAUAAAUCUAUACCAGUGCGAUUUUCAUACACAAUUGUUCGAGCGCCUCCAGGACAAGAUGAUGCCGAAGAUAUAACAGCAGAAGUAGCAAAUGAACAUACUAUCUAUAUUCUACCAGAAAAUGAAGGAUUAAGACAAUCAUUAAUCGAUAUAUUAAAUGGAACAAUAGAGACAAGAACGUCCAUAAAUAUAACAAUUUUAAGAUUAAUGCCUCGUUUUAUCCAUGUCAAACCAAAAGCAAAACCGGAAGAAAUUGAAUCAUUUAGGAAAGUUUUUCCUUAUAAUUAUUAUGCAAAUAUAACAAUGGGUCUGAAAGCAACGCCAAAUAGUACUGAUGUAUGGUGGGAAAUGCAUGAAAAUCCAGAUGAUAAGACUCCGCAACAAUUUAAUCCUUCAUGUAUAGCAACAAAUCGAGCCGAUUAUUUAACGUUGAUUAUGUUUAAUGAUAAAAUUUCACCAGCUAAUAUAUCAUUUUUAACACGAUACGGAAUCGUUGGCAUUUACACAACAAUUGUAUUGGCAUUAGCUCAGUUUAUUCGUGGUUCAUUAUUUAGCGGUCCAAAUAGUAUUAUGUUCGAAGAAUUACCGCAAGUUGAUGCUCUGUGGAAUUUUAUUAGUGAUAUUUAUUUGCUUAGAACGGUUGAUGAAUAUAUGAUUGAAACCGAAUAUUUUGAACGAUUAAUUUACAUUUACAGAGAUCCACAAGUAUUACUUUAUUGGACAAAAGAAAAAAAACAGAUAAUUGGUAUUUAUACAACGUUUGUAUUAGUUGUUGCUCGAUUAUUGCGUACAAUUUUACAAACAUCGCAGACAAUAAUGUUUAAUGAAUUACCUUAUGUUGAUCGAAUAUGGCAUCUACUAUCAGAUAUUUAUCUUGUACGAGAACAUUUAUAUUUAUUUAUUGAAGAACAAUUAUUUGCGAAACUUUUAUUUUUAUAUCGUUCACCGGAAACACUGAUUAAAUAUACUAAACUAAAAUAUGAGUGA